Molecule: messenger RNA, 2520 nt
Organism: Phalacrocorax carbo (great cormorant)
Lineage: Eukaryota; Metazoa; Chordata; Aves; Suliformes; Phalacrocoracidae
Source: RefSeq, a predicted model, not a curated record
GCCCCACUUCAACCUGGGCUGCCCAGCUCACACUGAGCCAUCCCCAGCUGCCCCAUCAAGGGUCUUGGCAGCCAGGUUGCCACUGUGGCCAGGAUCAAGGGAUGCAAUAAAGCAUGGGUUGUUCAUCUCCAUCUGCCAUGCUGGGGUCUGCAGCAGUGGUCACCUUCUUAAGGUAAUGACCCAUGUCUCAGUUUCCCCACGUGGUCAUGGCUCCUAUUUUCCCCACCCUGGGACCAGCACUGGAGGCAUUGGGGUGAAGGAGGUGAUGAAAUGAGGGUGAGGGGAGGCCAUGUCCCACCCCUACCUUUGCCAGGCUGGGGCACAGUACACAAGGCUGGUACUUCCUGGCAAGGGCUGAGCAAGGAGCAGAGUUUUAGUCCACAUCAGUGGAAUUAUUGCUCAAGAAAGUGCUGGGCAGAGAGCAGGGCUGCUCAGUGCACGAGUGACCCCGGGUGUUCCCGAUACCCCUGUUGUCCCAGGUCCAGUGCUCAGCACUGCCUGUGGUACUCUAGGCCAGGGCAUCCCCCCUGCCUGGCACUACAGCACAGCAGCUGGGGUGGGCAACACACCUGCCAGGCACUGCCCAUCGCCUCACUGCCUCCAUCUGCACCCCAGGUCCAUCCACCCCCAGCAGCAAUAAGGUGGCGUGCCAAGGAGGUGCGCCUGCAGCCCAACCCCAUGGCCUUUGUGCUGGCUGACCCACAGGACACCUGGCUAUUGGAGACAAGUCAAACCCUUCCACACACCCUAUGAGGGCCGAUCCUGGUCCAAAGUCCCUCCCCAGAUCUGCUAGAGUUGCAGACACUGCCAGCGGUGUUGGGCUACUGGAUCUCACCAUGCAGCGCCUAGCACCCCUCACCCUCUGCCUGGGUCUCUGGGCAGGACUCAGCGCUGCUGUCAUCCCAGUGGAGGAGGAGAAGCCAUCCUUCUGGAACAAGCAGGCAGCCGCAGCCAUCCAGGCCACCUUAGAGAUCCAGCCCAGAAUAAGUGAAGCCAAAAACCUCAUCCUCUUCCUCGGGGAUGGAUUCGGGAUCCCCACCAUCACUGCCACCCGCAUCCUAAAGGGGCAGGAGCAGGGGAAGCUGGGCCCUGAGACCCCCCUUGCCCUGGAUGCUUUCCCCUACGUGGCUCUCUCCAAGACAUACAACGUGGACCGGCAGGUCCCCGACAGUGCGGGGACAGCCACAGCCUACCUCUGUGGUGUGAAAGGAAACUUCCAGACUGUGGGGGUGAGCGCGGCCGCCCGCUUCUCAGAGUGCAAUACCACAGCAGGCAAUGAGGUGGUCUCGGUGAUGGAGCGAGCCCGCAAAGCUGGGAAGGCAGUGGGCAUCGUGACGACAACAAGGGUGCAACAUGCAUCGCCCUCGGGGACCUACGCCCACGUGGUGAACCGCAACUGGUAUGCGGACGACAGCAUGCCCGAGGAUGCCCUCCGCCAGGGCUGCAAGGACAUCGCCUGGCAGCUGGUCCACAAUGUCGACAUCAAUGUGAUCUUGGGAGGUGGUCGGAAAUAUAUGACUCCUGUGGGGACGCUGGACCCUGAGUAUCCCACGCACAGCGGGGUGCGCAAGGAUGGGAAUAACCUCAUCGAGAUGUGGCUCAAGGCACGGCAGGGUGCCCGCUACGUCUGGAACAAGACAGAGAUGUUGGCCGCCGCUGCCGACCCCAGUGUGAACUAUUUAAUGGGUCUGUUUGAACCCGCGGACAUGAAGUACAACCUGAUGCGUGAUACCACCAGGGACCCAUCGCUCACUGAGAUGAUGGAGGCAGCCAUCACCAUCCUGAGCAGGCACCCCAAUGGCUUCUACCUCUUUGUGGAAGGCGGUAGAAUAGAUCACGGCCACCACGACGGUGCAGCCCAUAAGGCACUGACCGAGGCAGUGGAGUUCGACCGGGCCAUCGAGCGGGCAGGUGCCCUGACAGAUGAGGCGCAGACCCUCACAGUUGUCACCGCUGACCACUCACAUGUCUUCUCCUUUGGUGGCUAUACCCUACGUGGCUCCUCCAUCUUCGGUCUGGCCCCCAGCAAAGCCAUUGACCUGAAGAACUACACGUCCAUCCUCUAUGGGAAUGGACCGGGUUACCCGGGCACCAACCGGACCAGCAUGGACGAUGCCACAGCCAUGGAUUACCACUAUUUGCAGCAGGCAGCCGUGCCCCUCGUCUCAGAGACCCACGGUGGUGAGGAUGUGGCCAUCCUGGCCAAGGGCCCCAUGGCCCACCUCUUCCAUGGGGUGCAGGAGCAGACCUACGUGGCCCACGCCAUGGCCUAUGCCGCCUGCCUCGAGCCCUACACUGACUGCCGCCAGCGGGAUUCUGCCCCCGGCACCCGCGCCACGCCCCUGGCCCUGCUCCUGCCCACCUUCCUCCUGCCCCUCUUCCACUGACCCCAUGGCUCCACAGGCACUGCCAAACACAUGUCCCCCACUCCCCACAGCUGCAGCACCCACAGGUGGCCAGCAGCUCUUUGGAGCAUCCCUGAUCCAGAUGCAGCACCAAAUCCUGCGUGCAGAGGGGCCC